AUGGGCUCUCUGGAGUACAGGCUGGACAGCCAGUAUAGUGAUCCAAGAAUAUCAGAACGAUCUGUAGACCAGCCACGACCGAUCAAGGUCAUCUAUGUCGGUGCUGGGAUAUCGGGAAUCAAUGCAGCGAUCAGGUUACCACAGCUUAUGCCUGAGGGCUCACUGGAGCUGGUAGUCUACGAGAAGAACGCCGACAUAGGAGGGACGUGGUUCGAGAACAACUACCCAGGCAUUGCCUGUGACAUACCAGCACAUUCAUACCAGCUCAGCUACGAAAGCAGCUACCAGUGGUCAAAAUUCUACGCGACUGGUGGGGAGAUCCAGAAGUACUGGCUGCGAGUUGUGGAGAAGUAUGGCGUGCGAAAGUAUAUGACAUUCAACCACCAAUGCAUAGAAGCACGCUGGAACGAGCGGACGUCGAAAUGGCACGUUAAAUUUCAGAAAGUGGGAACGGAUGAGGUGGUCGAGGAUAUCGGCGAUGUCCUGUGCACUGGUACGGGUGUGUUGAAUGACUGGAAGUGGCCAGAUAUUCCGGGGCUGCAUGAUUUCAAGGGCAUCAAGGGGCACAGUGCGAAUUGGGAUACAUCCACUGAUCUCAAGGACAAGAACAUCGCUGUGAUCGGAGCUGGCUCAUCAGGAAUCCAGAUCGUUCCAGCACUGCUCCCCCACGUCAAGCACAUGGAUCACUACGUCCGCGGCCGGACUUGGAUCGCCGCUUCAUUCGGACACGAGCUAGUCCGAGAACGAAACGACGGCGCAGACGGCAACUUCGCCUACACCGAAGAGGAGAAAGCUCUGUGGAAGAAGGACCCAAGUGCAUACAUCAAAUACCGCAAAGCGCUCGAAUGCGGCAUGCAAGGUGGCUACGCCGUCACGCAUCGCGGAACAAAGGAGCACACCGGUGCCUGGAAGGCCUUCGAGGAGGAGAUGAGGCAACGGCUGACCAAGAAGCCCGAAGUCGCUGAGAAUCUCAUCCCGAGCUUCCCACCUCUGUGCAAGCGCCUGACCCCCGGUCCUGGCUAUCUCGAGGCGCUGUCCGACGACAAGACCGAUGUCAUUCCCGACAAGAUCGACAGAGUUGAUGCCGAGGGAAUCUGGACUGUGGACGGGAAGCACCGUAAAGUCGACGCGAUCGUAUGCGCAACGGGCUUUGACACCAGCUUCAAGGGCCGCUUCCCCGUGUACGGCAUUGAUGGCAAGAACCUGCAGGAUCGCUAUGCACAGCGACCGGAGACUUACCUCUCAAUGGGCGUCGACGGGUUUCCCAAUUACUUCCAGAGUCUGGGGCCUAAUGCUGGCGUCGGGAAUGGCAACUUGAUCAUCAUUAUUGAGUCUGUCGCUGCAUACAUGGCGCAGAUCUUCACUAAGUUGGCAACGGGUAACACCCUUACGAUCAUGCCCAAGAGGAAGGCGGUGGAGGACUUCACGAACUACGCCGAUGCGUUCUUCAAGCGGACCGUCUUCAGCGCUGAGUGCAAUAGCUGGUACAAGUCCAGCCCGCCCGGCACGAGUCCAGAGGACAGGAAGAGGGGGAGGAUUUCGGCGCUCUGGCCGGGUAGUUCGCUGCAUGCGGUGAAAGCGUUGGAGAAGGUCAGAUUUGAAGACUACGAUAUGACGACGGUAGAUGGGAAUGAUUUUGGGUGGUUUGGUGAUGGGUGGACCAAGGCGGAGAGGGAGGGGGAUAAGGAGGGGUUGAGUUGGUAUAUCAAUGGGACAAGGUUUGUGGAGGAUGAUGUGGUGAAGGAUGAGGAGAGGGAGGCGAAGAGGCAGAAGAUUGAUGAGAGGGCACCGGAGCCGAAUAAGCCUGAGGUCACGAAGAGUGGUGUUGUGGUCUCGGACGCGGUGCAUGUUCCGACGAUUCCCAAUGGGGUGGCUGCGACGUGA
This is a messenger RNA of Cyphellophora attinorum, 1884 nucleotides long. Its product is annotated as putative sterigmatocystin biosynthesis monooxygenase stcW. Gene Ontology annotation, molecular function: NADP binding; N,N-dimethylaniline monooxygenase activity; flavin adenine dinucleotide binding. The coding region runs from base 1 to 1884 and encodes 627 amino acids. NCBI's taxonomy places the organism in Eukaryota, Fungi, Ascomycota, Eurotiomycetes, Chaetothyriales, Cyphellophoraceae. The record is from RefSeq and is a predicted model, not a curated record. The transcript is spliced from 4 exons.